GCAGGCCAGCACUGAGGGGUGCCUCCCCACCCCUGGAGGCCCCAGGCUGGGGAGAUGGAAGAACAGGUGUUCAAGGGGGACCCAGAUACCCCUCAUUCCAUCUCCUUCUCGGGCAGUGGAUUCCUCUCCUUCUACCAGGCCGGGGUGGUGGACGCCUUUCGGGACCUGGCUCCCCGGAUGCUGGAAACGGCCCAUCGCUUUGCUGGGACGUCAGCAGGUGCGGUGAUUGCAGCCUUGGCCAUCUGUGGGAUUGAAAUGGAUGAGUACCUCCGAGUCCUCAGUGUGGGCGUGGCCGAGGUGAAGAAAUCCUUCCUGGGGCCCUUGUCCCCGUCCUGUAAGAUGGUGCAGACGAUGAGGCAGUUUCUGUACCGGGUCCUGCCUGAGGACUCCUACAGGGUCGCCACGGGGAAGCUCCACGUGAGCCUCACCCGGUUCACGGAUGGAAAGAGUGUUGUGGUUUCAGAAUAUACAUCCAAAGAAGAGCUCAUCGAGGCCCUGUACUGCAGCUGCUUUGUCCCUGUGUACUGCGGCCUCAUUCCUCCAACUUACCGCGGUGUGCGGUACAUCGACGGGGCCUUCUCGGGCAUGCAGCCCUGCUCCUUCUGGACGGACUCCAUCACCAUCUCCACCUUCAGUGGUCAGCAGGACAUCUGCCCGCGGGACUGCCCCGCCAUCUUCUGUGACUUCCUCAUGUUCAACUGCUCUUUCCAGUUCUCCCUGGAGAACAUCACCAGGAUGACCCAUGCCCUGUUCCCCCCAGACCUGGUGAUCCUGCACAAUUAUUACUACAGAGGGUACGAAGAUGCUGUUUCGUACUUGAGGCGGCUGAAUGCUGCUUACCUUAAUUCUCCUUCCAAGAGAGUGAUUUUCCCCUGGGUAGAAGUGUACUGCCAGAUAGAACUCGCCCUUGGCAAUGAGUGCCCUGAACACUGUCAACCAAGCCUCCAAACAGAGCGGGCCAGUCCAGAAGAAUCCAGACAACUUCACACACAAUGGGCUCCCAAAGGAGAAAGAAAAGGUGGCCGUGGUCCACCUCUGUCCCCACCUGUGCAGACACCUGAAUCCACAUCUGUGCACUUCCUCCCCAGCUCAACACCUGGGCUGUCACCCGUAUCACCAUCACAGCAGCAUCACCUGCACAGCCACCUGUGGAGGAACUGGGCCCAGAACAGCCCCAAGCAAAAAAGACAAAAGCAUUACAUAAAGCAGAUGCUAGAAGGUUUAGACCCCUAUGGGGAAUUUUCUUGA
Messenger RNA from Delphinapterus leucas (beluga whale), 1248 nucleotides. Lineage: Eukaryota; Metazoa; Chordata; Mammalia; Artiodactyla; Monodontidae. The record is from RefSeq and is a predicted model, not a curated record.